AUGCUCAACGCGCGCCCAUUCAAGUGCCGAACCAUCUGUGUCUGGAGCCUGAGCUUCAAGUUGCGGCUGCUUGCCCACCAACUUGAAUGCGGUGAGUCUGGCCGUUUGCUUGAUCUUUUCCCUUCUCACAUUGUCGUCAGUCAAAUGCUUGACUCGCCUUUCAGAGAAACCGACAGCGCACUCGCGAUCGCAUGUCCACCUGAGCUGCUCCGCCGACUCUCUCUAGGCUUUCCCUGCGUGCUUACAUUGCGCCCGAGCUUGCAGAUUUUGUCCUUGUGUGAAGCGCAGAAGCCCCCCAUUCGCAGCUUCACUAUCGACUAUCGAUUCCGAGUCCCGCCUUUAUUUUGGGCCUUCUCGAUGGGGGAUUUUCUGUUUGCUCAGCGGUCUCAUGUCGGUUUUGGACCUGGAAUCUCUGCAUGGAAAAACUGUGCCGACAUGCCAGCCGGCAAUAUCGCUGCUGUUGUAGCGCUACCGCCACCGCCGCCGUCAACCAUGGGUGUACGCGGAGAGUUGUUCUUCAGUGUCUGUGUGCCAUUUGAGCAGGAGCCCACGCCGGUCUCGUGUCGGAAACCUCUGCUCAUACUAGUAUGCAGAAUUGAUGUUGUCGUACAGGGCUGUGGCCACACCUGCGUGAAUGUCUGGGGAACCUCUGCUCGUUCUUUGUCUCGUUGUCAUCGCCGGUGGAGCGGGAAACGAUGGUGGUAG
This is a messenger RNA of Mycena indigotica, 705 nucleotides long. RefSeq lists its product as uncharacterized. The record is from RefSeq and is a predicted model, not a curated record. The coding region runs from base 1 to 705 and encodes 234 amino acids. The transcript has 8 exons. NCBI's taxonomy places the organism in Eukaryota, Fungi, Basidiomycota, Agaricomycetes, Agaricales, Mycenaceae.